Messenger RNA from Frankliniella occidentalis (western flower thrips), 907 nucleotides. RefSeq names its product xaa-Pro dipeptidase-like. The record is from RefSeq and is a predicted model, not a curated record. Gene Ontology annotation, molecular function: peptidase activity. The transcript is spliced from 5 exons. NCBI's taxonomy places the organism in Eukaryota, Metazoa, Arthropoda, Insecta, Thysanoptera, Thripidae. The coding region runs from base 31 to 723 and encodes 230 amino acids.
GUUUCGUCUUCCUUCCACAGCCUGUUUGACAUGGGCGCCAACUACUACGGCUACGCCUCCGACAUCACCUGCUCCUUCCCCGUCAACGGCAAGUUCACCGCGGACCAGCGCCUCAUCUACAACGCCGUGCUCAAGGCCAACCUGGCCGUCAUGAACGCCGCCAAGCCCGGUGUGUCCUGGGUGGACAUGCACCGCCUCGCCAACCGAGUCAUGCUGGGCGAGAUGGCCGCCGGAGGGCUGCUCAAAGGCGACGUGGACGACAUGCUGAAGGCUGGACUGGGCGCUGUCUUCCAGCCGCACGGCCUGGGCCACUUCAUGGGGCUGGACGUGCACGACGUGGGUGGCUACCUGGACAAGGACCCGCCCAGGCCCACCGAGCCGGGCGUCAGCAAGCUGCGCACGGCCCGCGUCCUGCAGCCCGGCAUGGUGCUCACCAUCGAGCCCGGCUGCUACUUCGUGGACCACCUCCUGGACGCCGCGCUGGCCGACCCCGUCAAGUCCAAAUUCCUAGUCGCCGAUCAGAUUGCGCGCUUCCGAAACUUUGGUGGUGUGCGCAUCGAGGAUGACGUCCUCAUCACGGAGACGGGCUGCGAGGACCUCACCAAGGUGCCCCGCUCGGUGGAGGAGAUUGAGAAAACUAUGAAGGAGAAGGAGGGUGGCGUCGAGAUUCCCUCGCACAUCACCAAAGUCAAGCAUGGACUCCCCUCCAACUGGCACCACUGAGACCCCGGCACUUGCUGCGCGCUCAUUCGAGCACCCUGUACUGAAACUGUUGGCUCUUUUACAGCCUUUGUGUAUAAAUCAGAAAAAAGUCAUUACUGAUGAUCGUAUUAUUUUUGUAUGAAUAUUACUUGUUAAGGCUCAUGCUGUUAUUUACAUGGAAUAAAUAAGCCACUGUGAUUUUUAA